Myxocyprinus asiaticus (Chinese sucker) is the source of this 399-nucleotide messenger RNA. Its product is annotated as C-type lectin domain family 10 member A-like. The record is from RefSeq and is a predicted model, not a curated record. NCBI's taxonomy places the organism in Eukaryota, Metazoa, Chordata, Actinopteri, Cypriniformes, Catostomidae. Bases 1 to 333 code for a protein of 110 amino acids. The transcript is spliced from 3 exons.
AUGUCUGAGGUUCUUUAUGAUGAUGUAAUCAGGAUUGAGUCUCAGGGAAUGGACAGAGAGAGAGGGAAAGAUAGUGGUGGAUAUCUAUAUGGAUGGAUUUACUAUCAAUUCAGUUUGUAUUACAUUUCCUCUGAAGAGAAGAGCUGGAGUGAGGGCAGAAGAUACUGUACAGAGAGAGGAGCAGAUCUGCUGAUCAUAAACAACAAAGAGGAACAAAUGAGUGUGUUUGUUUACAAAGUUUCUGGUGGUAACAACGUCUGGAUUGGUCUGACUGACAGUGAUAAAGAGGGCACAUGGAAAUGGGUCAGUGGCAGCACACUGACCUCUGGGUGAGAAAUAACAAAAUGUAUACUAAUUAUUAGCCAAUAAAUUAUUCUUACAGUCAGUAUUAUAUCACAU